Nothobranchius furzeri (turquoise killifish) is the source of this 4764-nucleotide messenger RNA. RefSeq names its product HEPACAM family member 2 (gene hepacam2). NCBI's taxonomy places the organism in Eukaryota, Metazoa, Chordata, Actinopteri, Cyprinodontiformes, Nothobranchiidae. The record is from RefSeq and is a predicted model, not a curated record.
UCCUCUUAUUUCCCUGGCAAAUGUUGUCACCACAACCAGACUCAUUUCUCUCCUCCUCCUCCUCCUCCUCUUUCUCUUCCUCCUCUGUCCUCUGACAGACAUCCCACAAUUCCUGCCUACACGACAGAAGUCCCACAUAUUCCUAAACAAAUAAGAUGCCAUGGAGGCCACCAGAAGAGUAGCCUUAUACGUCUUGCCUGUCCUGUUCAUCCUAACAGACGUCAGCAGCAGGUUCAUCCACAUUCCCUCCCUGGUUCGUCAUGGGACUGAACAGAACCCCCUGCUUCUGUCAGUGGAGACCUCGUUUUCCUUGGAUGUGGCUAAGAUCCAGGGAACAUGGUCUCACACCAAUCCCAGUGGCACCAGGACGGUGCUGGUCACAUUUACCAACAGCACUAAAAUCAUUAACAUGGUCCGUCGCAACCACCUCCUCUUCGAACCACCCAAGGUUUCUUUGCUUAUCCUGAGAUUAAACCAGGAUGAUGAAGGGGAUUAUCAUCUGAGCCUUAAUGUAGAGUUCCACAACCGGACAGUCAUCACAGAGGACAAAGUGAUUCAUGUAACGGUAGACGUCCCUGUCUCUGGCCCACUCAUUGAGAAGACCCCAUCUUAUCCAGUCAUAGAAGACAAAGCCAAUGUAACCUGGACUUGCUCUGUUCAGAGAGGAACAAGGGUUGUGUUCCAGUGGCAGAGGGACGGGCUCCCACUGAAACCCAGUGACAGACACCACUUCAGCCAAGACAACUCCAUGUUGCUGAUUAACCCGGUUAAAAAAGAAGACAGGGGAGCUUAUUGCUGUGUGGUCAACAACUCAGUGAGCCAGAGCAAGUACAGCAGGACCAUGGAUCUCAGCAUUUACUAUGGCCCAUACAACCUGAAAGUGAACUCUGGCCAAGGCCUUCGCACAGGAGAGGUGCUCACCAUCAACCCUGGAGAGCUGGUCUUCCUGGAAUGCCAAGCAGAUUCCAACCCACCAAACAGCUAUGUCUGGAUCUCCAAGAGUCACAAUGAGAGUGAAAUCAUCACAGAGGGCCCACAGCUGGAGGUCCAGCUCUACAGACUGGCCCAGGCCGAGGAGUACCUGUGUCGUGCUUUCAACAAUGAGACGCAGAAGCAGGACGAGGCCCAGUUUACUCUGGUGGUGGCCAGCUUGGGAACAGGGAAAGAAAAACACACCCAAGAUGGUGUCUCUGUGUCUCCAGUAGCAGUCAUCGCUGUCUGCUCUCUGUUCAUCAUUAGCUGUGUGCUGCUGUUCUUCAUCAGGAGAACGUGUCAUCCUAAAAGAGUUCUCAUGAGCAUUUACAACAGACCAUUUUCUGAGCAGAAACGACCACAUCGCUCAGGUCAUGAAGAUGCAUCAGAGGACUUUGGCAUCUAUGAGUUUGUUUCCAUACCAGGCAAAAUGGAGUCUACUCAGGCGUCAUGCAGAUCUCUUGCUCGGCUUGAGUCGAUACAAGACAUGCACACCACCAUCUACGAUGUGAUCAGACACGUUCCCGAAUCCCCCAGUCAGAGUUUGCUGAACUAAUUACUUGGUGGAAACUUGAGAGGCUGUUUAAACAAUGGAAAACUUCCAUUUGGCUUUAUUGCUUCAAGUUUUUGUCUCUAAAGCCUGACGCUCCAUGUUUUGUUGCCCUACUUUGCACAAGGGAUGAAGGAGACCUGUUGGGUACAAAACCUGAUUCUGCACUGUUACUGUUGAAGUCUGACACAGACCAUUAACGUCUGCUAUACUUGAUGUUAUUUAAGGAUAAACAUGUGUGUCAGGGCUGAUACUUCUAAAAUGUGAAAUGUGAGUGACAUUUUUUUAUUUCAUUCAAGAGUGAAAAUGUUUAAAUCAAGCAGGUCAUAGAUGCCAGUUAAAAUCACUUUGAAUGGACCAAAGAUAGAAAGUCCAACACACUGGUUCUAAAACAAAGAAAUGUGUUUUUGAGUCUGACUGAUUUGUUUUUAAUUACGUUUCAUGCUGGGCGAGAAAAGAACACCUUUUCUGGAAAGAAAAAUAUUCAGCUUUAUUGUAAAUAUUAUAGAUUAAUUCUUCUGAAAAAGUCUUAAUACAAAUUAUUCCAUCAGGCUGUUUUGCUGAAACUCUUUUAGAAGCUCCAAAUUAACCAAUAAAUUCAAUGAACCAAAGAAAUAAAUAAAUAAAAUAAAAACAGGGAGAAUUAAACUGUCCUUAUGGUGACUUUGAAUUGUUUAGAAUUUUCCUAUUUAUUCUAUCUUUUUUGUUAAAAACAAUGGUAAAUUUUAGGAAGCAGUUUUUUAAUUGAGAUUUUAUAUCUAACUGCGCUAUUUCAUAGAUUUCUAUUUCAGGGGCCCAGAUAGAAAAGUGUUCUAGUUUUCACACACACACACACACACACACACACACACACACACACACACACACACACACACACACACACACACACACACACAUAUAUAUAUAUAUUUGAACUAAACAUUGCUCCAGAAGGUUAUGUUGCUCUAAUUAUCUGAUAGGAUCAUCGUUCAAUGUGAGAGGCAGAAUAGUGUCAUGCAACCUUCUGUUGCAUUUCUGUCUUUGAACGGCCCAUUUCCUUGUUUUUGAGGAAAAAGUCUAGGUGAGCUAGAGUUAGGGGAAAAUCCAUGACUGAAAGAAGUUACAGGAAGAGGAAACAUAUCAUAAAUAAAAUUUUAAUAAUGAAACCAGUGUGAUGACCCCAUAAUUUACUUCUGGAAAAAGGUAGAAUUCUGGAUUAUGUUUUGGUAUCUUGUGGUGGGAGGAUGAUGGACCAAGACAGAGCUGAGCUGAAAGGCAAGUCUUUUAAUUUACUAAUUCCCUCAUCUGACCAUAGACCCCAUUGGGCACUGUAGAGCGUAACAGCGUUACCACCAUAUUGGAUGGGUGUCCUCACUCUCCCAACUAUGCCUGUAAUUUGUACAACCUACGGUUGCAACAACCGGCGCACUAUUGAAAACAGAUCAUGAAGGACUUUUCCAAGCCUUCCUGUUGGGAUUUUAUAUUUAAAUUUUUUAAUAUUAUUUAAUUUAAUUAUAUUUAUAUUUUAACUAUCACGCCAUACCAUGUGUCUGAUGUGGGAAGACGUAAUGAAGUUUGUUUUUUAGUUGGAUAAACACCUUCCUCAGGAGAAAUGCACUUGGGCCAAAUGGAGACCCAUCAAAGAUGGCGGCCGGUCACUACAGCAGCUUCAACAGGAAGCGCCAGUCCACGGGGCAUCUACGCAUAUAGGGAGCCUAAGUCUCCUCCCUUUCCGGUCAGUUCAUGGGUCCCCGGACGAACGAAAAAGUGAAUGCAAGUCAACAGGGCUAAAAACGCUAUUUUCUAAUCCGAUUUGCCUUAGACCCUGGAUCGCACAUAUGUUGUACUGCAAUUUAAAUGAAAACUAUUGAUGGGUGUUUUGACCACGCCUGUCACGUACUUUGAGAUUUAUCAGCUUGUAAAAGUUUGUAAUUUGACCGACUACAUCAGCACGUCGCAUAUGUAACGUCACCACAUAAUCUCCUCUCCCCUAGUGUAGCUUCUACUUACCACAUGGCCAGAUUUAUGGUGGUUCUUUCCUCCUGUGGGAAGGAUUUAAAGUUUGCUGAACUUACAGCCAUUUUCCCUCUGUUUUUCUCCAUGCCUAGUCCGAUGACGUCACUUUUGUGGUGCACAUUUGUAGUCCUGAACUUAUUUUCACACAGAACCUAAAAUAGCGUUUCCCCCCCCAUUCAAAAAUAAAUGUGUUCUUGGUAUCAAAAUGCACAUUUAAAAUUCACGGACAUCAUAUGUGAAAUCCAUGAAACAUAACACGGAAUUAGAAAAUAGCGUUUUUAGCCUGUUGACUUGCAUUCAUUUUUCCAUUUAUUUCAGGGACCUAUGGUCCGGAAGUAGAUGGGCAUGACUUAGGCUCCCAAAAUGUCUGUGCACCUGAAAGUAUGGGUGUUUCUCAAUGUCAAGGCGUCUGGCCUUGCGAGGUGAUGUCUUGCAAGGCCAGGCGCCUUACUUACAAGGACGCUGUCCUUCCUUGGUCAAAGAAAACGGUGAAAUGGAACAGACUUGUAUCACGUUACUGCGGCUUCCACGGCAGUCACGUAACGUCACGUGACACGGGAGAUAAUGUUUUAUUUUAUACGUAUUAGUUUCAAUAUAAAUAUAUAAUGAGCUUUUUACUUUUUAAAUUGUGUAUAUAUUUGUUAAAUAAAAUAUAUAAGUGAGUUACUACCCGCUAGCCACCGAAGCUGCAACUAAUAAGCAACUAACCAUAGAUAACUUCUUUGGAUAUACAAAAAACAUUUUAAAUUAGUUGACUUACUUUUAAACUUGAAAUUUGCCCCGAAGUAGCUGCUGGCUUCUGACCCACCAUCCUUUUGAAAAUACUGCAGUGUAUUCUGGGUAAUUUUUGACCAAGGCUAGGCUACAAGGCACCUCUCGUGUAUCCUUGCUCAGCUAGCUAAACGGCUAACAAACGGAGAACAGACACCUUGGUAGAACACGAACACUGUAACACGCCCUGGCGGCUCCUGAUGACGCAUCUCCUAUGCAACCGGGACGGGGCCAAGACAUCAAGGCAAGGUUACUCGGCAUUGAGAAACACCCACAUUUGGCUCACGACCAAAGAGGUUCUAGCUUCAGGUUGUCUAUAUUUGACCCUGUUUCCUCGUGUUGACUUGAUUUACCUCUGCUCGUCAUGAAUAAAACUAACUCUUUAAAUAAGAAAAAUUAUUAUUAAUUCAACACAAUUAUUGUACAGUUUGCAUUUGUGUGAUUGUUUUCUACUUUAUUAAAUACAUGUUUCCCUG